AUGUCCAGAAGCAAUAACGGUAGACUGGCCAGUCUCAAACAGAGAUUGGAAGCGUUUUUGGAGAGACAGAUUCAUGAACGCGACGAGUUCGGCAAUUCCUUAGCUGGUGUAUCGGAGCCCGACUUACGAAAAGGCAUCGAUGCCCUCUGCACCGAACUCCUUUCACUCGAACGUUUUCAAGUCGAACGGGUCGCCGAAGUAGCAAAGAAUGGAAACUAUUACUAUCGCCUGUCUAAAGGACUGAUCACCAACCUUUCCCCCGUUGUUGAGCUCACACAAGAUGAGAAAGACAAUCUCGUAUCCGAACGAGAACGACUCUUCAGUCAAAGAGGGAUGCUCAGCAUCAUCUGCACUGUUUCACUUGCAGCCUUCCUCCAGGGUCAUGUCCAAUCGUCCAUCAACGCCAUGAGUCUCUUUGUCGAGACUGUUGGCAUCGACAUCGAAAACCAAGGCAAAACGCAAGAAAACGGCGCCGACAACAUUGCCCAAUGGCAACUUGGAGCCAUGAAUGCGAUCCCCUUUCUCACGGCUGCGUUUCCUGGCGCACCUUUAUCACUGCCUGUCAAUUACUGUCUCGGUCGACGAGGAGCACUCGGCCUUUCAGCCCUUCUUAUCAUUGCGAGUUCGAUUGGAUCUGCUUUUGCCAAAACAUGGCAGCAGGUUCUUGGUGCUAGAAUUGUUGGAGGAAUAGCUAUGGGCAUCAAGGCAGUCAGCGCCCCCAUACUCGCCUCCGAGACAGCUGUUGGAUACUGGAGAGGCUCUACGAUCCUGGCAUGGCAACUUUGGGUCGCUUGUGGGAUUAUGAUAGGGUUUGUUGCCAAUUUUAUUAUCUCUGCUGCCACCAACACUCUAGAUGGGAAGCCCAACGCCGAGCAUAAUCAACAAGGUGGUAGAUACCACGCGCUCCAAUGGAUUGCUGCGGCUCCCGCUAUCCCAUCCCUCUUACUUUUCAUCGCUGUCUGCUAUUGUUAUGAGAGUCCUCGGUUCUAUAUGCGACCUGAUACGCCCAAUUAUAACCUUGGCCGUGCCUUCGAUAUUCUGCUCCAAGUCCGAAAGACAAAACUCCAAGCUACCCGUGAUCUGUUCCUAAUAUGGUGGUCUAGUGAGGAGGGAAGAGCUGUCCUUGCCGAACCACACAAGAACCACAACGAAGAGACUAUUCACCAAGACCACCGUAACGCGGAAAAUGCAGACGGUUCUCGUAACAGCAGAACAGCGAGCUCUGGACUAACGUAUUCAUCGCUCAUUUUUGUUGUAAUGAAACUAUCGGCGGAUCAAUUCAAGCCUCUAUUCACUAGACGAAGGCUUAGAAACGCCCUAUGGAGUAGUUGUACUGUCGCUCUCGCACAGCAGCUCUGUGGAAAUGGAAUCUUUAGUGAUUACGGUGUCAGAACAAGUAUGGCCUAUAGCUUUGGCUUUGGCUGUGUCAACUUUUUCUUUGGAUUGUUGGCUAUGAGGUCAAUUGAUAUCAUCGGGCGACGCCGCUGGCUAUUGUCAACACUGCCCGUGAUGAGUCUCUUUCUUAUGGCAGCAACGAUCGCAUACGCAAUAGGACCCCAAGAUACCACAGGAGGCCAGUCCAGGCCUGAAGCAAACACUUCGGCUGCAAUCGCUGGUAUCAUUUUUAUUUACCCUUAUUCGCCAGGGCUCGGCCCGAUCCCGUUUACUCUGGCAUCCGAGAGUUUCCCUCUCAAGCAUCGAGAGGCUGGCGCAUCCGUUGCAAUCUCCAUCAAUCUCUUUUUCGCAGGCCUCCUGACUAUUCUCCUCCCUCGUAUCAAUGCACAGUUCAAGAUAGCCGGCACACUGGGAUUCUUUGCUGGCCUCAAUGUUGUUGCUUUUGUUCUCAUCUUUUUCUUUGUCGAGGAGACGAAACAACUUACUCUCGAAGAACUCGACCAAGUGUUUGACAAUCCCAAAAGGCAAUUUGUAAACUACCAAAUGACCCGCCGUCUCCCGUUUCUUUCCAGAAAGUAUCUGCUGUGGAAAGAUGCCGAGAGACCUCAGGCGUAUGAUGAAUGGGCGCUUGAAAAUAGACAGGGGUCUGAUUGGGGCGGGCGAGAUUGA
Fusarium venenatum is the source of this 2064-nucleotide messenger RNA. NCBI's taxonomy places the organism in Eukaryota, Fungi, Ascomycota, Sordariomycetes, Hypocreales, Nectriaceae. The record is from RefSeq and is a predicted model, not a curated record.